AUGUCCGACUCAUGGGGUCACGAUCAGGUCGGCUCACAAUGUCAGAUGCCUCAGACAACACAUCGAGCACUUCAUACACCAUUUGCUCUCUUUGGUUUGGGAAGGUCACCAAAUUUUGUUGAUUAUGUGCAUAUUGGCUCUCCACGUGUGCCAUUGGCGGGUGGUCUAUAUUACGGAAACCAACAUUAUUAUUUGAAACAAAUUGUGCCGAAUUCAAGACUAAUUGUUGUUCCACCUAAAGGUGAUGGAGUUCAUUGGCAGAGCAGACUUUACCUUACUCCUAGCCAGCUGAUAAAGCAGUCGUUGAUGGUAUUAAUAUCAAUUUGUAUGAUACUUUUAUUGGUGGUAGUAUUUUUGCAUUAUCGUGAAAGGCGUGCUGAUAAACACGAACGACAGGCUCAAUCACAUCGAUUCCAUUUUGAUGCUAUGUAG
This is a messenger RNA of Cercopithifilaria johnstoni, 432 nucleotides long. The record is from the annotation of a GenBank genome assembly. Lineage: Eukaryota; Metazoa; Nematoda; Chromadorea; Rhabditida; Onchocercidae.